UAGAGAGAGAGAGAGAGAGAGAGAGAGAGAGAGGAGAGAGUGAAAGUAAAUGGGAUAAACUUUGGAAACCUUCGAAUUUUGCUUCAAUCGCUCGCUUCCUCUCAGCCCGAUUCUCCUUACAUUUUUUUUUUCUUCUUGCAAAUCUUUCGAGUGAAGCAUCUACAAGGAGAAAUCUGUUCAAAUGAUUUUCGCGAUUAAUCUUUUUCGUCUCCCUCACGGCCGCAGUGAGAUCCACAGUUUUCGAUUUCAAUCUCCACCGUCGCCGGCCCUUUCUCGGAACCGGCUCCCGUGCCAAAUCUCCUACUGCAUAAAGAAACUCAGCGACGCGGAGCUCGCCUCCGAUCUCGCAACGGAAGUUGCGAAAAUGAGCACCAAUUUGAUUCAGAGGGAGGAGGCGAUGAAGAAGAGCAAAGAGUUUUUGUUCACGGAGCUCUGCGGAUUUCUAGGUCUGAAAUCGGAGGAGACGAAGAAGAGCUGGAAAAAGAUGGACGAAGAGGCGAAAUUGGCAUUGGUUAAAGAGUUCGUUACGGAGUGGGGGUUCAAUUUUCAGCCAUUGUCGCCGAGGUCUGUGAAGGAAUUGGUGGAGGAAUACGUUAAUGGAGAAAAUAUUUCUGCGAUUUCUUCUGCUCCAUCGUUGAUUCCUUCAUUGAAGAGAAUUAUGGGAUUGUGACAAAGCUCGUGAAAUGCGUUAAUGGCAGAAAGUUUGCACUUGGAUCGUUAAUUCCCAAAUCCAUUGUAAGCUAUUCUCUGCAUUUUUAUGGGAUUGAGCUCUCAAUUUCGGUUCAAUGCAUUUCUGGUUUUUCAUUUUCCUUAUUUCCUUCGCUUACUUUAAUAAUUUACACAUUACAAGUGUUUCAGCUUUUAUGGGCUUCAACUCUCAAAUUCGGUUGAAUGCAUCGUUGAUUCCUUUAAUUA
This is a messenger RNA of Momordica charantia (bitter melon), 915 nucleotides long. RefSeq lists its product as uncharacterized. The record is from RefSeq and is a predicted model, not a curated record. NCBI's taxonomy places the organism in Eukaryota, Viridiplantae, Streptophyta, Magnoliopsida, Cucurbitales, Cucurbitaceae.